AUGCGGGAUUUUGAUGGGGAUUGCGUCUCAAAUGACAUUGUUUCUCAGAUCUCCACAGAGCAACUAAAGUCUGUUGCACUGAGGUACUGGAAACAGGCCCUGCAGAUGACAAAGCCCAAGAAAGUCCUGGCAGAGAUGUUAUUGGAAAUAAUUGACACUCUGUCUAAUAAUAUUUUGGACCUCUUGAGUCAACCAGAGUGCCCCCUGGUGUCACAGGAAGACAUCAGCAGAGCUCUGGAGCCCUGUCUGACGGAUAUCUUUGAUUUCCUAUUGAGCACCUCACACGACGCGUGUGCUCCGCUCUUCAAGGCCUUGAGCGCAGUAGUGUGUAGCAGUGUCAACGCUGGGCAGAGCCACAGUGAAAUACAGCCCAAAACCUCAUACGUGCCCCCCAAAGAACAUCUGGUCAAAAUGAUGCACUUGAUCAAACCCCUUUUACGUUUCGCCAGAGAUCAGGAAUGUCGGAAACAUUACUCGGAGCCUCUGCCUGAUGUCGCACAGCAGACCAAUGCUGUGCGCCAUCACAGCACAGACUUUAGCACACGUGGUCCUCAAGUGUCGGAGGAAAGUGAAUGCUCGGAUUCUGAGAAUGAAACCAGAUCUACAGAGAUGAAAGUCAGCUCUGACACCAGGAAAGUGACUCCACCAAUGGCGUCCAAAAACACCAUAAUACAAAUUCAAUACAUCGCUGAAGAGGCUGCUACGGAAAUGUUGCUCAAGGGCCAGGAGAGCAAGUCUAAGGAGCUGCUGAGACCACUAUGUAAGGACCAGGAAGCCGCUUCACAGGUGGAAAUCCAAUGGAACGACCAGCAUUGGUCUUACCUGCUGCAAGAAGUGUGCUUUCGGGUGUUGGCUACCUCAGAGGAAAAUAAUAUAGAGCAACUCUUCCAGCUUCUCUUGAAGUAUGUGGAGCAACACAAAUCUGAAUGUAUUGUUCGGGUCAAACCUGAUCUGCAUCACAUCAGAGAAGCAGCUAAUGCGAUACACCAAGCUGUGAUUGCAAACCUUGGGGAGUGGAUGCUAUUCACAAUCAUGGUGGAACCUGAGUUCAGCGCCGCCACCAUCACAGACUGCAUCCUGAAAAGGGUAAGCAUGCCACAACAAAUAGGCUUUAUCCAGGAAAGAGCCUCAUUGGAGUCUUUCGAUGAGACCAACACAUCUCUAAAAUCAGAGACAGCACACAAGACACCAGACAUGGUGUACGGGGCGUGGUUGGACUAUAAAGCGAGAAAGAAAGCCCCCUCACCAGAAGAAUACAUACCAGCUGAGCAAAGGGCUGCCACACAGGACCAUGAAGACUUCAUGUGGAGUAAUUCUGACUGGUCCAACCUGGUGUUUGAGUUGUCUGCUCUGGUGUUUGGCACCAGAAACCCACAUAAACUGGCAGAGUGUUCCAUGUUGCUCUUUGGACAUGUGCAGACAUUUAAGGAUAGGUGCAAUGUUCGUAUGAAACCUGAUGAACACAACAUUGAGGACGUGGCAAAUCAAAUUUACAAAGACCUGCGCCAAAUUUAUCCCAAAAAGGCACUGCGUUUGAUAGCCUUUUCCGACCCACACGUCAUCACAGCGGGCAUCCCCAAACAACUAGAGAGGAUCCCUAAGAAGCGUACACUAGGCACUGUCCUGAGGUCCGUGUGUCGGGCCAUCUUCAGGAGGUGUUAA
Knipowitschia caucasica is the source of this 1662-nucleotide messenger RNA. The record is from the annotation of a GenBank genome assembly. NCBI's taxonomy places the organism in Eukaryota, Metazoa, Chordata, Actinopteri, Gobiiformes, Gobiidae.